GCCUGUUUCCUUGUCGUCAUCGCUGAUGUCUCUCUGCAGUGUCACAGUCGUUUAACGCCGGGCCGACCGAGCUCCUUCAGAGGCCUAUGAAAAAGUACAGCAACUCGGCGUACUGCCAAGAGGACUUUACCCUGUAAAAUGUGGGAUAACGAGCGACAAAUAGAACAUUGAAGCUCCACCUGUGCCGCGGGGAAAUGCAGGACCAAAGCGGCAAAGCAGCACUCGGGAACCCCGCUGCAGACAGCGCGAGCGGAGCGCAGAAUUCAGUACAUUUGAACGGGCAUACUGUCACUCAAAAUGGCCACAACCCACCCACUACGCCUGCACCGCAGCCACAGCUUGAAUCCCGAUCCUCGAGUCCUGCACCCACUUCAACCACGACUGUCCCGAGGGAGCAGUGGGGAGGGAAGUACGAGUUCCUGCUCUCCUGUAUCGGGUACUGUGUGGGGCUGGGGAACGUGUGGCGGUUCCCAUACCUUUGUUAUCGCAACGGAGGAGGUGUCUUCCUCAUCCCCUACUUCAUAAUGCUCUUUUUUACGGGUGUUCCACUCUUCCUCAUGGAGCUGAGUUUAGGCCAAUAUGGAGCAGCUGGCCCCAUCACUGUGUGGAAAUGCUGCCCUCUGCUCAAAGGUAUUGGCAUUGGUAUGCUGUGUGUGUCCACGCUGGUGUGUCUUUACUAUAACGUGAUUAUUGCAUGGACGUUUUACUACCUGGGCAGCUCAUUCCAGAGCCCUCUGCCGUGGUCCUGUGAUGCUGUAGCCAAUGCAGCUCUCUGUGGUAACGGCACAACUGGCAAUAGCUCCACUGGUAAAGUCCUCAGCCCCACAGAGAUCUUCUGGAAUGAGCGUGUGCUGGGUGUGGUACACAGUGAGGGCCUCCACAACCCGGGCCCUGUCCGGUGGCCCCUGGCCCUGUGCCUCCUGGCUGCUUGGAUCCUCAUCUUCCUGUGUAUGCUCAAGGGCAUCCGCAGCUCUGGCAAGGUGGUUUAUGUAACUGCUACCUUCCCAUACUUUGUGCUCAUUGUUUUGAUCAUCAGAGGUGCUACACUGGAGGGAUCCCUUCAGGGCAUCGCUUUCUACCUCACUCCAGACUGGGAGCGAUUAAGUAACGCACAGGUCUGGAACGAUGCAGCCUCGCAGAUCUUCUACUCCUUAGGUAUUGGAGUUGGAGGGCUGCUUUCCAUGGCCUCCUACAAUAAGUUUGACAACAACGUCAUCAGGGACACUUUGAUUAUCACCACAGGAAACUGCAGCACCAGCUUCUUUGCAGGAUUUGCUAUAUUCUCAAUCCUGGGUCACAUGGCAUGGAAGAAGGGAGUGCCUGUGGAAAAGGUGGCAGAUACAGGUCCUGGCUUGGCCUUUGUUGCUUACCCAGAGGCCCUUGCUCUGCUGCCAGGCUCGGUGUUCUGGUCCAUUAUGUUCUUCCUCAUGCUCUUCAUGCUGGGGAUUGAUACGCUGUUUGGCAACAUGGAGGGCAUCACCACGGCUGUGCUGGAUGAGUUUCCGCAGCUCAGAAUGAACUCGCUACACAAGUCCUUGUUCUUGGGCGCUCUGUGUUUUUGCUUCUACCUGAUGGGUCUCCUGUUAGUGACUGAUGGUGGGAUUUACUGGUUCACUCUCAUUGACUCCUUCAGCACUAGUUUUGGCCUCAUUAUCAUCACCCUGUUCAUGUGCAUUGGCAUCUCCUUCUUCUACGGAGUCAACCAAUUUUGUCAAGACAUUAUUGAUAUGAUCCGCCACUGCCCUCCCUGGUGCAGCAAAGUGGUGCUUUACUUCAAAGCAUGCUGGGUUUUCUUUACUCCGUUUCUUCUGCUGUUCAUCCUGACCUACAUCUUCAUUGAGAUGUACAACACGUCACUCCGCUACGGGUCCUAUGUGUAUCCAAGGUGGGGUAAAGCGCUGGGCGUGUGCAUAGGCGCAGCCUGCUGUCUACAGAUCCUCAUCUGGGCUAUUGUGGCCAUCAGCAAGGAAACUGGAACACUGAAAGACCGUUUCCAGAAAUCAAUCCGACCACUGAAUUCCUGGAGGGUAAACAAUAUGAACAGUGCUGCAAGAGAGCAGCAGAACAUGGAGCCAGAGAGAGUGGAGGCUCCGUUCACAGUCACACUCACAGACAUGGACUUUACCGCCAUGACAUGGGAGAUGGGAAGCCAGGCGUGAUGGCGCCGACGGAACAGUGAUGAGCAAACUACGUUGUUGAGAGACAGAGGAAUUUAUUAUUAAGUUAUUCAUCACAGGCUCUGGUGGCCAGACUGUGUGUCCUGCAGGGCAGUGUGGACAACUUGUUUUAUUUAUACUCUUAUGUAUGUUGGAAUUACCAUUAUUUUUUUAUUUUACCAUAAAUGGUUCUUAGAUGGCAUAGUAGGACCACGACACUGGAUGUUGAUCUUGCAGUGUAUCUGCUGAUCUUAUUUAUUAUGACAGUAGCAUAGUGUAAUGAAUUUUCAUUUGCAGCAGUCAACAACAACCAGAUUCAUUUAUAAUGUACCAGGAACAAAAUAAGUGCAGUAAGUCCCGACUGUUACCUUCAACAAGCACUGAUGGGCCUAGAGAAGUGACCUCAAGUCAUCAGCCUGCCAGACCAAACAGUGCUGAUGACUAAGCCACACAGGAAUACUUUUUAAUUCAUUUUACUUUUUUAAAAGGAAUCAUUGCUGAAAUUCUUGCUAAAAAGCAAAUAAAUAAAUAAAAAAAACCAAACUUGCCAAAUGAACUUUUAUGCACUGUUCAUGUACCUGUACAAUAGUAGUCACUCAUAUGUCGUCUCACCAUCUGCAUUUCAAAUUCACUCCUGGUGAAAACUUUGUUGCUCAGAAUACACCAAUAUUGUCAAAUUCUACAUCUUUAUUGUAGAGUAGUAUUGUGAACAGGCAUUUAAGAGGGACCUCUAAAAGUUUCUAAUUAUCCUUUGUUAGCUUUUAAAAAAAUUAAUCAUAGUAUUCAGUGGGUAUUUACCCACAUGUAGUUUUUAGUUUUUUAUGUUUACUGGAAUUUGGCUUUUACAGUCCAUUGUCGAUUCCCCCUCUGCUGUUCAUUAGCAGAAAACCCUCUUUAAGUCAUUUUAUAUCAGGUUGCAUGUAUCAUCUGGAAAGGCACUCAUCAAUCAAAUGUGUCGUCCCCUUGAGGACACAAUUAUUUUUCACAACUUUCUGAGGAUGCAAAUGUUACUCUGAGUAACAUUUGCAUCCUCAGUUUAAACAGUUGUUUUAAUGUUACACAGUGGCAAACUGGCCAUACUGUUUAAUUUUUAAAGGCUGUUGGACACUCAGAUCAAUGUAUUGAGCAAUGACAUUAAUGAUGAUGGGGCAUAAGGGAGAGAAUUGAGUUAAAAAAUGCAAUAAGUCCUCACCCAGAUGAGACAGCCGACUUGGACAUGCUGGUCACAUGAACGCUGUUUAUCUCUUGAAGUAGCAGACUAGAUAACCAGAUAAAUGAUAUUUAUUAACCACAUUAUUUGCACUGUUUUGGUAUUAAGUAUCUAGAGAUCUAAUUUGUGGUGACUGAUGAAAAUCCCCCACUGUUUUCCAAGCCAUUUAUACAAACAGUAAAGAGGACACGGUGUUCUCCUCGUUAUGUUCUGUGGAACAAAAAAGAUGAUUUCAAACCCUUUCGAUCUUUAGUUUUUCAAAGCAACUUUCAAACAGGAUCAGUUUCAGCUGAGAAAUUAUCCUUUGUUCUAGGAUCGUAUGUCAUAUCUUUUUGCCUUUGUACACCAUGUUGCCAUUCUAAUGUAUAUUGUUGUGCAAAAUGAUUAAAUAUUCACAUUUGCUUCAUACCUUUA
Messenger RNA from Scatophagus argus, 3780 nucleotides. It is a transcript of the gene slc6a7, whose product is annotated as solute carrier family 6 member 7. Gene Ontology annotation, molecular function: L-proline transmembrane transporter activity. The record is from RefSeq and is a predicted model, not a curated record. Gene Ontology annotation, cellular component: membrane. The transcript is spliced from 14 exons. Bases 195 to 2159 code for a protein of 654 amino acids. Lineage: Eukaryota; Metazoa; Chordata; Actinopteri; Scatophagidae. Gene Ontology annotation, biological process: sodium ion transmembrane transport.